This is a messenger RNA of Gopherus evgoodei (Goodes thornscrub tortoise), 1287 nucleotides long. Its product is annotated as olfactory receptor 14A16-like. Gene Ontology annotation, molecular function: olfactory receptor activity; G protein-coupled receptor activity. NCBI's taxonomy places the organism in Eukaryota, Metazoa, Chordata, Testudines, Testudinidae. Gene Ontology annotation, biological process: G protein-coupled receptor signaling pathway. The record is from RefSeq and is a predicted model, not a curated record. The coding region runs from base 2 to 922 and encodes 306 amino acids. The transcript has a single exon. Gene Ontology annotation, cellular component: membrane.
AAUGUCAAACCGAACCACCAUGACCGAGUUCCUUCUCAUGGGAUUUUCUGAAGUUCGGGAGCUGCAGAUUUUGCACUUUGUGGUGUUUCUAGUGAUUUACCUUGCAGCCCUGAUAGGGAAUCUACUUAUCUUCAUGGCCAUAGUCUUCGACCAUCACCUUCAAGCCCCAAUGUACUUCUUCCUGAUUAAUCUGUCCGUCUUAGACCUUGGCUCCAUCUCUGUCACUGUCCCCAAAUCCAUGGCCAAUUCCCUCAUGAAUACCAAGUCAAUUUCCUAUGCUGGAUGUGUUGCCCAAGUCUUUUUCUUCGUCUUCCUGGUGGGAGCGGAUUUUUCCCUUCUCACCAUUAUGGCAUAUGACCGAUAUGUCGCCAUCUGCCAACCAUUACACUAUGAGAGAAUGAUGAACAUCAGAGCUUGUGUCAAAAUGGCAGCCGGUGCCUGGAUCAGUGGGAUUCUCUACUCUGUGCUACACACCGGGAACACAUUUGCAUUGACCUUCUGUGGAGGCAACAUGGUGGAUCAAUUCUUUUGUGAGAUCCCCCAGCUAAUCAAGCUUGCCUGCUCUGACUCAUAUCUCAGUGAAGUUGGGGUUCUUGCAUUUAGUGUGUGUUUAGUCUUAGGCUGCUUUGUUUUUAUCAUUUUGUCGUAUGUUCGGAUCAUCAAAUCAGUUCUCAGAAUCCCCUCUGAGCAGGGCCGGAAUAAAGCCUUCUCCACCUGCCUUCCUCACCUCACUGUGGUCUCCUUGUUUGUUUGCACUGGCAUCUUUGCAUACCUGAAACCCAUCUCCAGUUCCCCAUCUGCUCUGGAUCUUGUGGUGGCUGUUCUAUAUUCUGUAUUGCCACCAAUCAUGAAUCCAAUUAUCUACAGUAUGAGGAACAGGGACAUCAAAGCUGCCCUGAGGAGACUGACUGGGUACAGAUAAUUCACUAAGAAUUAAUUUUCUGUCUUUCUCUAACUAGAGUUUGCUUAUGUAGUAUCUGUUCAUUAAUGUCAUUUAUUUCCAUGACCACACAGCUUGCACACAGCCAGGUCUGAUUUUGACCUCAAUUGCACCAAUGCAAAUCCAGAUUUACUCCGCUCUUGCCAUUGCCACUGGAGUGAUUUACACCAGUAGAAAAUCUGGGGCAGUUGUGGUAUAAAUGGGUGUAAAUUUUGUGCAAGAGAGGAAUCAGACUUUCAUUCUGUGCCAAAACAAUGCCUGUUACACUAUUUGGUCACUUGCACCCGUUCCAUGGCCAGUGAAAACAAUGAUGGGUGUUGUCUUGCUUGUGUGUAUAAAUCAGGAGU